Messenger RNA from Camellia sinensis, 1877 nucleotides. RefSeq lists its product as uncharacterized. The record is from RefSeq and is a predicted model, not a curated record. NCBI's taxonomy places the organism in Eukaryota, Viridiplantae, Streptophyta, Magnoliopsida, Ericales, Theaceae. Gene Ontology annotation, cellular component: mitochondrion; membrane. Gene Ontology annotation, biological process: mitochondrion organization.
UAUUCAAUUCUCAAUUCAGAAAUUUGUGUAAACCUAAACCCAAACACUCCCCUCUCUCUCUCUCUCUCUCUCUCUCCGAAACACAGAAAAACACAGUUGAAAAUUCCAAAAUAAAAAUCAAAUCCAGUCUAAAGAGACCCAAAAUUGGCAUAGUCAAAUCAACAAUGAAUAUCGCGAAAUCAAGAUCCAUUAACUCCCUCAUGUCAUUGAGACACCUCCGCCUAUCGGCGGCCAUCAUCACUUGCAGAGACCUCUCCAUUUCAUCUCCAUUCAAUCAUCUCUCUCCACUUCCUCCUCAACCCCUCCCCUCCUCCCUUCGCCAUUUCCGCACCUCUCGCGAUCCCAGUAUGAGGCAUGAAAUUCCACCUCCUGUAAAUUGGGGCAUCCGGAUAGUCCCUGAGAAGAAGGCCUAUGUGGUCGAACGAUUCGGCAAGUACGUCAAGACUCUCACUCCUGGAAUUCAUUUGCUUAUUCCUUUUGUUGAACGAAUCGCUUACGUCCAUUCCCUCAAGGAAGAGGCCAUUCCCAUUCCCGACCAAUCCGCCAUCACCAAGGACAAUGUUAGCAUCUUAAUUGAUGGGGUUCUUUAUGUUAAGAUUGUGGACCCUCGCUUGGCGUCUUAUGGCGUUGAGAAUCCCUUGUAUGCAGUUAUCCAGCUUGCGCAGACGACAAUGCGUAGUGAGCUCGGGAAGAUCACUCUCGACAAGACGUUUGAGGAAAGAGACACAUUGAAUGAAAAGAUAGUGAUGGCCAUCAACGAGGCUGCAAAAGAUUGGGGCCUGAAGUGCCUUCGUUAUGAAAUAAGGGAUAUAUCUCCUCCUCGUGGAGUGAGGGCAGCUAUGGAGAUGCAGGCAGAAGCUGAACGCAAAAAGAGAGCUCAAGUUCUUGAGUCGGAAGGAGAAAGGCAGGCAAACAUAAAUAUUGCUGAUGGUAGGAAGAGUUCAGUGAUCCUUGCAUCAGAAGCUGCAAAGAUGGACCAGGUUAAUAGAGCACAAGGAGAAGCAGAAGCAAUUCUUGCCAAAGCGCAAGCAACAGCCAAAGGAAUUGACAUGGUGUCACAGGCUCUUAAAGAACACGGAGGUGUGGAGGCUGCAAGUUUAAGAAUUGCUGAGCAAUAUAUUCAAGCCUUCAGCAAGAUCGCCAAAGAGGGCACUACAUUGCUGCUUCCUACUUCGGCUUCCAAUCCGGCCAGCAUGAUGGCUCAAGCUCUGAACAUCUACAAAAGCUUGAUUGGCAACAAAUCUGAUGAUGCACUUCAAGAUAUCUCUCGUGCUGAAAUCACAGGAAAUGCCAAGGCUGAGCCACCCUCUGAUAAAACUAAAAAUGAAGGCUCUAUGACAACUAAAUCAACUGAUGGAGAUGAUCUAAACGAGCCAGUUUUCACCCUGCAGAGCCCCAAGAAGGAACAUUAGACUCGAUGCCAGCUACCAUAUUCAUCCAGCAAAGCAAAGGUCUAUUGUGACAGUUGGUUCUCUUAGUUUUUGUGGAUUCUUUUCCAUGUUUAGUCCAUUUUGUACUUAUUUUUAGAGCAGGAAAAGCAAAGAAUUCUGUAGGCUAUUUAAGAUUGAUGAUGAGAUGAGAGGAUAACUUCAUUUUAGCAUAUAGAGUUUCUGAGAUGGAUGUGCUAUUCAAGCAAAGUCCAAUUGUGCUUUUUGAAACAGUAGCAGGAAGGUUUUUGAAAGAUAUUUGGUGACAACAUUGUCAUUUUGCUCUGUUAAUGUUUUUAUAUUUUUCAUGGUUGUCUAGAUCAAGGUUUCAACUAUUGAUGUUUAUUUUGUAUCUGCAUUGUGCUUUGACAUUGGAACUUACUGAUUUACUUUACAAGCUGAUGUGGUUUGAAUGAUUGAAUGCCUAGUAAUAAAGAACUUGGCCCAAAA